Messenger RNA from Marasmius oreades (fairy-ring Marasmius), 1704 nucleotides. RefSeq lists its product as uncharacterized. Lineage: Eukaryota; Fungi; Basidiomycota; Agaricomycetes; Agaricales; Marasmiaceae. The transcript is spliced from 8 exons. The record is from RefSeq and is a predicted model, not a curated record. Gene Ontology annotation, molecular function: protein binding; transmembrane protein transporter activity. Gene Ontology annotation, cellular component: mitochondrial outer membrane; mitochondrial outer membrane translocase complex. Gene Ontology annotation, biological process: protein targeting; protein import into mitochondrial matrix; tRNA import into mitochondrion. Bases 16 to 1704 code for a protein of 562 amino acids.
CACGACGAGCUUGUCAUGCCGUCCCAAACGACAAGCUUGCUCACUAUUACUGGCAUUUCUCUCAUAACUGGCUUCGUUGCAUAUGCUGCUUACUUCGAUUAUAAGCGUAGGAACGAUGCAGGGUUUAGGAAAGAUCUUCGAAAACAAAAGAAGCGCGUGGACAAAUCCAUAGCUUCCUCACAAGCAUCAUUGGCGGCAUCGGGAGCCACUUCUACUGCUGAUCUUCGCGCUGCUCUUGAGCAGGUCAAAAAGGAACCCGUCCCGGCCUCACCCGACCAGAAAGAGGCUUUCUUCAUGUCUCAAGUCGCGAUGGGAGAACAACUUGCUGCCCAAGGCCCUGACUUCCACUUGCCGGCGGCCAUGUCCUUCUAUCGUGCCCUCAGGGUAUACCCUUCCCCCGUUGAGUUGAUGGUUAUAUAUCAAAAGACAGUACCCGAGCCAAUUUUCAAGCUUGUCAUUGAAAUGACCAAUUUGGACGUCAAGGAUCGUGUUGAAGGCUACUAUGACGUGUUCCCUCCGAAGUCUCUUGGUGUGGCGGUAGAAACUCGACCAACUCCAGCUACGGGUGCAUCUAGAAGCGUACUAGUACUGUCACGAGACGUUAAAGCAGGCGAAGUCAUAUACAGGGAGCAUCCGAUUGUGGGGGCACUUGAUCUCGACCUGCAAGCUUCCGGGACCCAUUGUUCUCACUGCAUGCGUGCUGUCGAGCCUUCUGAUUCCAUCAAAGUUCCUGGAGACCCUUUGUCCACUGUUUACUGUUCCAAGGCAUGUCAACUAGACGCAAAAGCCCAGUACCACUCCCUGUUAUUCACUCUCGAACGACCGCUACCUGCCGACAUCCCAACAGAACCGAUAAGUUCCGCCCAGAUGGAAGCUCGUAGAAAAGCCCAGACACAAUACAUUGACUAUGUCAAGAAACACGACAAGAUUGGGCCUCUUCUUGUCGGUCUGUUCAUCGCAAGGCAGGUCGGGCUCGAGACAGCCAAACUCAUUCCCGGUGUAACAUUACCAAAAGGGCACGGUGCAGCGGACUUCGCCGAUGCCGAGUCGGAUGAUUACCUCCUCGCGGACCAUAUUGAACGACUGAGGUAUCUGGAGGUCUCUUCCCCAAAGGAGGAGGUGGAGAUGAUCACUGCAGUUCUACAAACCGUUUUGCCUGGCUUAGAAUCAUUCGUUACGGACGAACGAUAUGCGGUAUUACUUGGUAAAAUGGCCUACAACGCAUUUGGUGUCACAUUUGGUGAUGGGAGAGACGACAAACCUGUAUCGUCCACCCGUCCAGAGGACCAAGAAAGAACCCGCACACCUCAUGGUACCUCUCGCCAAGUCGGGACUGCAAUCUACACCGUUGCCUCGUAUCUCUCCCAUUCUUGCGAGCCUAACGCUCGCCCGUCAUUCAACAGCGGUACUUCCGAGUUUUACCUCGUGGCGAACCGUGAUAUCAGUAAAGGCGAGGAGCUCACAGUUUCUUUCGUUGAUUGCUCGAUACGAGAUGGCGAAUCAGUCAUGGAUGCCCGCCGAAGGAGAAGGAUGGAACUGGCUCGAGGAUGGAGGUUCGCCUGUGGAUGCGGGAAGUGUAUUGAAGAGGCAAAGGAACUUGGAUUGGAGGGCGGAGAUACCACCAAAGGUAAGGAUGAGAGCAAAUUAGAGGCCGCAUACUCCAAUUUUGAGGAGAACCAGGCCCAAACUCAGGAUGCGUUGUAG